Onychostoma macrolepis is the source of this 804-nucleotide messenger RNA. RefSeq lists its product as uncharacterized. Gene Ontology annotation, biological process: thiamine diphosphate metabolic process; dephosphorylation. The record is from RefSeq and is a predicted model, not a curated record. Bases 1 to 804 code for a protein of 267 amino acids. Lineage: Eukaryota; Metazoa; Chordata; Actinopteri; Cypriniformes; Cyprinidae. Gene Ontology annotation, molecular function: thiamine triphosphate phosphatase activity; magnesium ion binding. The transcript has a single exon.
AUGUUUCUAAAUACAACAAGAGCGGAUAAAAGCCCUAAAGUGUUUGAAGACAGCAUGCAAGUUCCAGUAAAGAUGGAGUAUGAGCUGGGAGAGCAGACAGAGCAUCGCCUCAAGGAAAUGGGCGCCCGUUGUGUGGGGGAAACCUUAGACGUAGAGUACUACUACGAUACUGACAGCUUCCAACUGGCUUCUACGCAGACCUGGUUGAAUCAGCAUAACGGCCAAUGGGGACUGAUCCUGGCAGAAGAACAGCAGCUUAAUCACGCUCAAUCAUACCACACCAAAAAGUUGGAAGCUGGACAUUCUGAAGAAAAGAAAAGCAAAAUACUCCACUCAUCACAUGAAGAAAAAUCAGAAACAGGUGCUGCCUUUGGAGAAACAUCUAGCGAUGAGUGUUCUGAGAAGGUCAUGUCCAAAAGCCAAGUUCAGAGAACAUCCUCAGAUACAUCUCUGACAUACACAGAACUAAGUGACCCAUGCUCCAUCAUGCUGCAUCUCUCAAAGUGUCUCCAGCUCCCUCUGACCCUCACUGAAAUGAAAAGUAUGACUAUGAAGAACUUCUUAAACUUGGCCCAGAUCCAGAUGUAUGACAGCUGGACCAGGAGCAGCACAGUGAAGUACUCUCUGCCUGUUGGUUUCUCACUGGUGGUGGAGAGAAACUACAGAAUUCCCACUAAAACUGAUUCUGCAUUUUUGAUGAUGAAUGCUGAUGUGCUGAGCAUAAGCAGUGAGCUGGAAAAGAUGGAUCGGCUGUGUAAAGAACUAGGCCUAAAACCAAAGGCAAGCUCAGGUGAACAAUUAUAA